UUAUUAAAAAAACUGGACCGUUUUGGAAAAUGGAACCUUCAAAAUCCCAUGCUAAAGAAGCAAUUGCUGGAAAAAAGAAAAAUAAACAAAGAGUUACAGUUCUUUUAUGUUCAAAUCUUUUAGGAACAAUUAAAAUUAAACCAUUAGUAAUUCAUUAUUAUAAGACACCUCGUCCAUUAUUAAGAAUAAAAAAAGAAGAUUUACCAGUUAAUUAUUAUUGGAAUAAUACAGCAUGGAUGACCACAACAAUUUGA
This is a messenger RNA of Diversispora eburnea, 254 nucleotides long. NCBI's taxonomy places the organism in Eukaryota, Fungi, Glomeromycota, Glomeromycetes, Diversisporales, Diversisporaceae. The record is from the annotation of a GenBank genome assembly.